AUCAAUACGGUGUCGUUUAGAAUGCUGUGACCUUAUCCAGAGUGCGAAACCUCACUACGUCCAUCCAUGGAUGUCAGUUAAUCGAUUUUUGCGCUUUUCGCGCAACGAGUAACGAUACAAUCAUGCCCAUAAACUUUCAAUUUAUGAGUAGUAACUGACAAAAGGUUCAAAUUUUCGAAAAGGGCAUGGCCAAGAUUUUGAUGAUGAGGGCCACCUGCAACACUAACCUUUAUCUCUCUUAUGCUGCACCUCUCUCUCCACAAAAAGCCAUGUCUAUGUGCCCUAGCUUUUAUCCAGUCCAGUUUGGGGCUAAGCCCAUUUCUUGUUCUCCCAUUAAACCCCAAUUCUGUGUUCAAGUUCAGGCCUUCUCCUCUCAACAAUCCAAAGAUGAGCUCCCUGCUCGCGUUGGUUUUUUGGGACUCGGGAUUAUGGGUUCUCCAAUGGCACAAAAUCUGAUAAAAGCAGGAUGCGAUGUAACUGUUUGGAACCGCACAAAAAGCAAAUGUGAUCCCCUUAUCUCGUUGGGUGCAAAAUACAAGCCCUCACCUGAGGAAGUAGCUGCCUCUUGUGACAUCACAUUUGCCAUGCUUGCUGAUCCCGAAAGUGCAGUUGAUGUAGCAUGUGGGAAGCAAGGGGCAGCAAGUGGUAUGAGUCCCGGGAAAGGUUAUGUAGAUGUCUCUACCGUUGAUGGCCCGACUUCCAGCUUGAUCAGUGCACGUAUACAAUCUACUGGAGCUCUGUUUUUGGAGGCUCCGGUGUCAGGCUCGAAAAAGCCAGCUGAAGAUGGGAAGCUGAUUUUUCUCACUGCUGGCGACAAAUCUCUCUAUGAAAGGGCUGCUCCGUAUUUAGACCUCAUGGGAAAGUCAAGAUUUUUCCUUGGUGAAGUUGGCAAUGGAGCUGCAAUGAAGCUCGUCGUCAACAUGAUUAUGGGAAGUAUGAUGGCAUCAUUCUCCGAAGGACUGCUCCUCAGUGAGAAAGUAGGUCUCGAUCCUAGCAUUCUUGUCGAGGUGAUCUCCCAGGGUGCCAUCAGUGCACCAAUGUACUCCAUGAAAGGUCCUUCAAUGGUGAAGUCGCUCUACCCGACUGCGUUUCCAUUGAAGCAUCAGCAGAAGGAUCUAAGACUCGCUCUAGGGUUGGCCGAGUCUGUUUCUCAGCCAACUCCGGUUGCAGCAGCUGCGAACGAGCUCUACAAAGUGGCCAAAUCUAAAGGGCUAAGUGAUGAUGAUUUCUCAGCUGUCAUUGAGGCUUUGAAAGCCAAGCUCCAACAGAAAUCUUAAUAUUCUUUCGGGUUCAGGAUCAACUUUGUUGCAACUUGUAACUAUAUCAGAUUGUGCUUGAAUAUUACUACGAUUUUGAAUUAUAUUCAUCUUUUAUAAUUCUAA
Molecule: messenger RNA, 1382 nt
Organism: Salvia splendens (bonfire salvia)
Lineage: Eukaryota; Viridiplantae; Streptophyta; Magnoliopsida; Lamiales; Lamiaceae
Product: glyoxylate/succinic semialdehyde reductase 2, chloroplastic
Exons: 12
Coding region: 186-1277 (363 amino acids)
Cellular component (GO): chloroplast
Molecular function (GO): NADP binding; NAD binding; oxidoreductase activity
Source: RefSeq, a predicted model, not a curated record